AAGGGCGAAUUACUCGUGACGGGAUCAAAUGCAUCUGUUGUCAAAAAGUAUUUACUCUCAGUAACUUCGAAGCUCAUUCUGGCAGCACUAAUCACCGACCUUCAGCCAAUAUUUUUUUGGAGGAUGGCAGAUCUCUGCUGGAAUGCCAAUUGCAAUUGAAACAGAAUAAUAGCGUGAGCAGUGUAAGUAGAAAACGACGGGAGAUGAAUAAUUAUCAGCAUCAUAGCAUGGCUGACUAUGUAUGCUCUGUCUGUCACUAUGGUGGUGAAUUAGUUUUAUGUGAUCAGUGUCCAUCCUCAUUUCAUAAAAGUUGCCUUGGUUUGAAGGAUGUUCCAGGUGGUGACUGGUUCUGCCCAUCAUGCUGUUGUGGAAUUUGUGGCUUAAGAAGGAUUAAUAAAGACAGUGACCUAAUUACAGAUAACCGGGUUCUAAAAUGUGAUCAGUGUGAGCGUCAAUAUCACAUUGAUUGCUUAAGGAGACAAGGUCUUGUAAAGCUGGAUGGUUAUCCUAAAGGAAAUUGGUUGUGUAAUGUAAGAUGUGAACAGAUAUUUUUGGGCCUGCGCAGGCUUCUGGGGAAACCAGUUGCAGUGGGAGUUGAUAAUCUAACUUGGACUUUAAUGAAAUACAUGACAAUUGAUGGAUGUGGUUAUGAUGCCUCCGAUACUGAUGUCUUGAUGGAGAACUACAGCAAACUAAACGUUGCUCUUGGUGUUAUGCAUGAGUGUUUUGAGCCUGUCAAGGAACCUCGCACAAGGAGGGAUCUUGUUGAAGACGUGAUCUUUAGUAGAAGGUCGGAGCUGAAUCGUUUGAACUUCCGAGGGUUCUAUACAGUGAUUUUGGAGAGAAAUGACGAACUGAUCACGGUUGCUAAUGUGAGGGUGUAUGGAGAAAAGGUGGCAGAAGUACCGCUUGUCGGUACACGAUUUAAGUAUCGCCGACUUGGAAUGUGCCGCAUUUUGAUGAAUGAGCUUGAAAAGAAACUCAAGGAAUUGGGUGUGGAUAGGCUAGUUUUGCCUGCUGUGCCAAGUGUGGUAAACACUUGGACCACUUCAUUUGGGUUUUCGAUGAUGACAGACUCCGAUAGAUUAAACUUUCUAGAUUACACUCUCCUGGGUUUCCAGGGUACUAUCAUGUGUCAGAAACUCUUAUCGGAAAUCCCUUCCACGGAAUUAAGUCCUUCAGAAGGAACCAAGCAAAAACUUGAUGAUGCUAUCAAUGGAAGUGGUAAUAUUGAUUUGUAUGGGAACAGUGCUAUUUCUGAAUUAUUUCAAGCUGACGAGAUUCAGGAGACUGGAAUUGUUUACCAAGGAUGUGUGGAUAUUGCUGGUGGCAGUGGCAUCGGCAGAAGCAAUGACACAGCUUCUCUGGUUAGAGUGGUGAACCAACCAAUUCAUGUUGAAUGCAUGCCGUGCCAACGUGGAACUAGUGUAGACUGCUCAGUUGAAGCUCGUGAUCAGAAUGAAGGUGAAAACAUUGGUAAUGUAACUUUUAAAUGCUAUAAGCGGCGAAGGAUAUCUGCUUGUGAGAGUUGA
This is a messenger RNA of Ilex paraguariensis (yerba mate), 1532 nucleotides long. The record is from the annotation of a GenBank genome assembly. NCBI's taxonomy places the organism in Eukaryota, Viridiplantae, Streptophyta, Magnoliopsida, Aquifoliales, Aquifoliaceae.